GACCACAAGUUCGACCUGAUGUAUGCCAAGAGGGCGUUCGUGCACUGGUACGUGGGCGAGGGCAUGGAGGAGGGCGAGUUCUCCGAGGCCCGUGAGGAUCUGGCUGCCCUGGAGAAGGACUAUGAAGAGGUGGCCAUUGACAGUCUCCUGGAGGGCGAGGAGGAAGGCGGAGAUGAGAUGUAAAGAGGCGGAGUGAGAAGACGGAAGUAAACGUAAAAAAGAAGGAGAAUAAUAAUGAAAUAAAAGUAUAAAAAAAGCGAAUUCGAGGAAGAAAUCGGUGGAUUGCACUGUUCUUCCCUCCUCCCCCCCUUAUGCAUUUGAUUUUUUUUUCUUAGAUAUCAUUACGCUUUAUUUAUCCUUAUCUUAUCUUUCAAUUACAUGAAUCUCUUGCGUAAGUUAAUGAAAUCGAACUAUUAUAUUUAUGGCUGCUGUUAUCACUCCUCUACACAAAAUAAUAUAUGUAUGAAUGUAUCUUUAUAAGUCUCACCCAACUUUUCUAAAUUAUAAUGGCAUCCUUUAUUAUUUUUUAUCACUUUUAAUCGGAUCCCUAUGUGGGGGGAGGGGAGAAUGAUAAAUAAGAAAAAAAAGUGAAAAAAAUCAAGAAUUGUGAAAUAAAAAAGGAACCAGCUUUGCGCAUGCCACUUACAACGACCGUCUUUUUAAAAAAAUGGAGUAUUCUCUCUCCUCAUUUUUUUUUCUCCUCGUGUCCUUUCUCUCUCCUCUAUAGUAAAAACAAAAAAACGAAAAAUGACAUUAAGAGAUUAAAAAGUCCGACAAGCGACACAGUAAAACUAUUUAGAUGAUAUCAAAAUACAGCUUACGGUAUAAGCUCCUCCCCCUCCGACAGUGUUUUGUUUUCGGAUCUUUGUGUGUGUGUUGUUUUUAAAAAUGAUCUUGGUUUUAAUUUGUCAAUUACUACGUUCUAAUCUGUCUAUCCAAACAAUGCUUAGAUCGAUGUUUUGCUACUUUUUGUAAAAGUGAAAAGGGAAAAGGCUCACCAACAAACGCCAAUAAAUGCACUAAAGCACGAA
Molecule: messenger RNA, 1031 nt
Organism: Penaeus monodon (black tiger shrimp)
Lineage: Eukaryota; Metazoa; Arthropoda; Malacostraca; Decapoda; Penaeidae
Product: tubulin alpha-8 chain-like
Biological process (GO): mitotic cell cycle; microtubule cytoskeleton organization
Cellular component (GO): cytoplasm; microtubule
Molecular function (GO): GTP binding; structural constituent of cytoskeleton
Source: RefSeq, a predicted model, not a curated record